AUGAGGAAGUUUGCUGUCUCCCAUUUGCGGACAUUUGGAGAUGGGAAGAAAAGCCUUGAGCUCAGAAUCCAACAAGAAUGUGUCCACCUUUGUAAUGCUUUUAGGGCAGAAAAGGGACCUUUUAACCCCAUGGUCACCUUAAACAGUGCCGUCUCAAAUAUCAUCUCCUGCUUAAUAUUUGGACAACGCUUUGACUAUCGUGAUGAAUAUUAUCAAAGAAUUCUGCGUCUUGACACUGAAUGCAUUCAGUUAAUGGGCUCUCCUAGAGCACAGCUGUAUAAUGUGUGUCCUUGGCUCUUGGAAUACUUACCUGGCCCCCAUCAGACUAUUUUUUCCAACUAUAAGCAAAUAACAGACUUCCUGAGAGGAGAGAUCAUUAAACACAAAGAGAACUGGGACCCUUCAAACCCACGUGACUUUAUAGACAACUACCUGACUGAGAUGGAAAAGAAAAAUAGUGACCCUGAGGCUGGUUUUAACAUUGAAGGAUUAGUGGUGACUUGUCUAGACCUGAUUGAGGCCGGGACAGAAACCGCAACUACGACAUUGCGCUGGGGUCUGCUUUUUAUGAUGAAGUUCCCAGAAAUCCAAGAAAAGGUGCAGGCAGAGAUAGACAGGGUUAUUCGACAGUCACGUCAACCCUGUUUGGCUGACAGAGUUGAUAUGCCCUACACUGAGGCUGUUAUCCAUGAGAUGCAAAGAUUUGGGGAUGUUGUUCCACUGGGAUUCCCUAAAAAAGCUGUUAAAGACACAAAACUAGGAGGAUUCUUCAUUCCUAAGGGGACCUCUAUUACAGUAAACCUGUCUUCAGUCCUGCAUGAUCCAAAUGAAUGGGAAACCCCAAAUACCUUUGACCCAGGACAUUUCAUGAAUGAAAAUGGCCAGUUUCGGAAAAGAGAUGCUUUCCUGCCAUUUUCAGCAGGUAAGCGAGCGUGUUUGGGAGAGCAGCUGGCUCGUCAGGUGAUCUUCCUGUUCUUCACCACUCUGCUGCAGCAAUUCACCGUCACCAAAUGUCCAGGAGAGGAACCCAGUUUGGAGGGAGAGAUAUGGUUCUGUUCUCCACCUUAG
This is a messenger RNA of Sinocyclocheilus anshuiensis, 1068 nucleotides long. Its product is annotated as cytochrome P450 2J2-like. The coding region runs from base 1 to 1068 and encodes 355 amino acids. The record is from RefSeq and is a predicted model, not a curated record. Gene Ontology annotation, biological process: xenobiotic metabolic process. NCBI's taxonomy places the organism in Eukaryota, Metazoa, Chordata, Actinopteri, Cypriniformes, Cyprinidae. Gene Ontology annotation, molecular function: oxidoreductase activity, acting on paired donors, with incorporation or reduction of molecular oxygen, reduced flavin or flavoprotein as one donor, and incorporation of one atom of oxygen; heme binding; iron ion binding. The transcript is spliced from 9 exons. Gene Ontology annotation, cellular component: cytoplasm; intracellular membrane-bounded organelle.